This is a messenger RNA of Parnassius apollo (apollo), 363 nucleotides long. Lineage: Eukaryota; Metazoa; Arthropoda; Insecta; Lepidoptera; Papilionidae. The record is from the annotation of a GenBank genome assembly.
AUGCUGAAAAGCCGAAAGCACCAAAUAGUGCGUUUUACUUCACUUUACUUCACUUUAGAUAUAACAGAAAGACAGAUAAGAACUACAAAAGAAAAAAACAAUGAAAACGGAUUCAUAGCUGAAGAUCGCAGAGGAAAACACACUAAUAGAAAGAUAAUUGACGAUACCAUUAUAAAAGACAUUGAAAACCAUAUAAAUUCAAUCCCAAGGGUAGAAUCACACUACUUAAGGGCUUCCACAUCUAUAGAGUUCAUUGAAGGAGGCAGGACCGUAAAAGAUCUUUGGAGAGACUUCUCAGAAGCAAGAGAUCCAAAUAAACCCAAAGUAGACUACUGGCUUUACUUUGGGAUUCUUUCAGCCUAA